Molecule: messenger RNA, 2079 nt
Organism: Cercospora beticola
Lineage: Eukaryota; Fungi; Ascomycota; Dothideomycetes; Mycosphaerellales; Mycosphaerellaceae
Gene: ASN1
Product: asparagine synthetase B
Cellular component (GO): cytosol
Molecular function (GO): asparagine synthase (glutamine-hydrolyzing) activity
Source: RefSeq, a predicted model, not a curated record
GGAUAUUUUGAGUCAACGGAACAGUCAUUGGCAAUCGAUAGUGCCGCCGUGCUCUUUGUACAACUCCCUUCCAUUGUCCGUUGCUCCUCGUACACCUACUACACCACCGCUUCCGCCAGAAGGCCCGCCACCACCAUGUGCGGCAUCUUCGCCUGUCAUCACCACGAUGACAUCCAGAAAUUCCGGCCCACGGCCAUUCGCAUGGGCAAGCAGAUCAAGCAUCGCGGCCCCGACUGGAGCGGCAACCAUACCGCCAACAGCACCAUCCUCGUGCACGAGCGUCUGUCCAUUGUCGGCGUCGACACCGGCUCGCAGCCCCUCCUCAACGAAGACCAGUCGAUUGCUCUGGCCGUCAAUGGCGAAAUCUACAACCACAAGAUCCUGCGUGGCAAGGGUUUGGCCAAGUCAUAUCCCUUCAAGACGCACUCGGAUUGUGAAGUGAUUAUUCCCCUCUACCAAGAAUAUGGCAUUGACGCCCCGCGACACUUGGAUGGCAUGUUCAGCUGGGUGCUGCACGACAAGAAGGCUGAUCGUCUGAUCGCUGCGAGAGAUCCCAUUGGCAUCACCACCUUCUACAUCGGCCGCGACAGCAAAUCGCCCAAAGCCGUCUACUUUGCCAGCGAGUUGAAAUGUCUGCAUCCUGUGUGCGACCAGAUCGAGGCCUUCCCUCCCGGCCAUGUCUACGACAGCUCGACAGACAAGCUCACGAGAUACUUCGAUCCCAAAUGGCUGACCGAGCCCACCAACAUCCCUACCACGCCCCUCGACUUGAAGCUGCUGCGCGAGACAUUCGAGAGAUCCGUGAGGAAGAGACUGAUGGCGGAAGUCCCAUACGGUGUGCUCCUCAGUGGUGGUUUGGACAGCUCGUUGGUGGCGUCGAUUGCACAACGUGAGACAUUACGUCUCCAGAAAGAGUAUGCGAAGAAGCGGGCCUUGCUGUCGCAGGGAACCAACAGCCCUACGUUGAACGGCGUUGCCAACGGGCAAGUGCCGUUAGCCGAAUCUCCCGAAGAGGAGCUUGCAGGCAUUGACGAGGACUACCACCUGAGCUCGGUGCCUGUCUUGUCUCAGCUCAACUCUUUUUCCAUUGGCUUGCCAGGGUCACCAGACACCAUUGCUGCGCAAGAAGUCGCCAAGUAUCUCGGCACUAGGCAUCACUCUUUCACCUUCACCAUCCAAGAAGGUCUCGAUGCUCUGUUCGACGUCAUUUACCACUUGGAGACCUACGACGUGACCACCAUUCGCGCUAGUACUCCCAUGUUCCUGCUAUCGCGGAAGAUCAAGGCCAUGGGCGUGAAGAUGGUCUUGUCUGGUGAGGGUUCUGAUGAAAUCUUUGGCGGAUAUCUUUACUUCCACAAUGCACCAGACAAGGCUGCCUUCCACGAGGAGACGGUCCGCCGAGUCAAGAACUUGCACUUGGCAGACUGUCUCCGCGCCAACAAGUCCACGUCAGCUUGGGGCGUAGAGGCACGCGUACCGUUCUUGGACAAGCAAUUCCUUGAACUCGCCAUGGCCAUCGACCCUGCUGAGAAAAUGAUUCAGAAGCCUGAGCGUAUCGAAAAGUACAUUUUGCGAAAAGCUUUCGACACAGAAGGUGAGCCCGGAGCCAAGCCAUACUUGCCGAGCAAGAUCCUGUGGAGACAAAAGGAACAAUUCUCCGAUGGUGUCGGCUAUGGCUGGAUUGACGGCCUCAAAGACGAGGCCGCCAAGGUGGUCACCGAUGAGCAGAUGAAGGAGGAGAACAUGCGUAAAGACAAGCCCUUCUGGGGUGAUGAUCUCCCCGACUCCAAGGAGGCUUACUGGUAUCGCUGCAUGUUUGACGAGCAUUUCCCACCUUACUGUGCCAGCACUGUUAUGCGAUGGACGCCUACUUGGAGCAAGCAGACGGAUCCUUCAGGCCGUGCAAUUGGCGUUCACGAGCAGGCUUACAAGGAUCAGUAGAGCAGUCUUCUUUGGCGGCGAUUUAGUUUCUGUGCUCCCAGGGGCGGGUUUAUCCAGCAUUCGAUGAUAGAUGUAUAACAUAGAACAACAUGCUCGAGAGCUGCUGCUUGCACAAUUUCAACUUUGCAGAAUACGUAC